Messenger RNA from Paramacrobiotus metropolitanus, 4281 nucleotides. Its product is annotated as sodium bicarbonate cotransporter 3-like. NCBI's taxonomy places the organism in Eukaryota, Metazoa, Tardigrada, Eutardigrada, Parachela, Macrobiotidae. The coding region runs from base 603 to 4109 and encodes 1168 amino acids. Gene Ontology annotation, molecular function: monoatomic anion transmembrane transporter activity; sodium:bicarbonate symporter activity; solute:inorganic anion antiporter activity. The transcript has 19 exons. Gene Ontology annotation, biological process: regulation of intracellular pH; transmembrane transport; monoatomic anion transport. The record is from RefSeq and is a predicted model, not a curated record. Gene Ontology annotation, cellular component: plasma membrane.
GAAUAGCGUAGCCGAAGAAGCUGGCCGGGAUUAUCGAUUGCGUGAACGACAAUAAACAAGCAAAGCAAGCCCAUCGAUCGGCGAAAUAGACAGAUGGUCAUAGAGUAGGCAGUACGUACGGUACAAUGCAACGUAGAGCCGCUCGGCCCGUUCCCCGCACAUAUCUUUGCCGGUACGUACUCGAAUGCGUUCGUCACAGUAUUUUACAGCGACUACAGUACUACGCUGUGGCGGCUACCAUAUUGACGCUUUUGAGAAAAAGACAAGAAUGAUUACUUACCAGUUCGGUGAUCUGGCGUUAUUAGACUAGUCUGGCUUCGUAAGUUUUGAUAUGCAUUUUACUAGCUUCGUACUUCGAAAUGUUUUUUCAAAGAAACCUACGACGGAAUGAAUUGUUCAUUAUACAGCACAUACUUGCCGCUGCAGCAUAACCAGUCAUUAAUUUGCGUCCCACUGGUGUCAAAGUAACUCGCCGUUCGACUGCAUCUGCAUCAGAGUAUCCGAAAUGCAACACUUGCUCAGGAAAAUCCGUUGUGACUACGUUUAGUUAUUGCUUUUUCAUCCAAAAAUUUUAUGCCAAAACUUGGACACACGAUAGCAUAAUGAAGGUGCGGGAUUCUGUGGAGAUCAACAUGGAAACGGCCAACGUCGCCAGUACGGUUUCCGGCUCUGGCAGUCGGAAGGCUGCAACAUCGUCGGCACCGCAUAAUCCAUCAUCCCGGAUACCGACUGAUGCCGCCAAUGCUGCGCAUGGUGCAAGUUAUUAUUCAUCAGCGGUGGGCGAUAUUCAACAUAUUAGUCGCCGUCAGCGAGGAGGAUCGAGGAAGGGAUUACAUUCGGCGGAUGAAACCGCGGCGUCACCGUCACAAUUUGGCAUCCAGUUCACAUUGGGUGAUGGAGAUGAGAUGGUGGAAGAAACGCCGCAGAACGGCACGAGCAGUCAUCCCUUGUUUUGCGAAAUGGAGGAAUUACGUCCGGCCAAGGACGGGUCUUUGGAGUGGAAAGAAACCGCAAGGUGGAUUAAAUUCGAGGAAGACGUAGAGGAGGGCGGAAACAGAUGGUCGAAGCCAUUUGUCGCUACCGGUUCGCUUCAUCAUCUGCUGGAAUUACGCUCGUUUAUUUGUCAGAGUGCCAUGUUACUCGAAGCCGACGUUGUGGCAUUGCCGGUGCUGUGUGACCUUAUCAUAAACGAGUGGAUCCACAAAGGGAUGCUGCAAGAUUAUCAUCGCGAUCAAGUGCGAGAUGUACUUCUACGCCGGCACCGGCACCAGUUUGAAGGCUGCGGUGAUUACAGGACGUCAUACGCCAUGCGACAAUUGUCGGGCCUGAAAAGGAGCAUUUCUCAGGGCAUCUUUAGCAUGACACACAUGUCAGAUGCCGCCGCAGGGGUGCCUCCUGCAACAGCGGGACCAUUAGGUCGACCCGGUGAUUUCAGUGAAAAAUUCCCUAAUAAUCUCCGCCGUGAUAAUGUUCCUAACGUGAUGUCCGCCGCGUCCAUGAUCAGCACAGAUGGCUCCGACGGUGUACUUAUCCGGAAUGCCAGUCGGGGUAAUCUGCACUUCACAAGGAAGCUACCACCGAACACAGAGAGUUUCACGAUUUUGGUGGGUGAAGUGGAAUUUGUUCCUCGACCGAUUUGUGGCUUCGUGCGGAUACACAACGAUAUUUGCGUGGGAAAUCUCAGUGAAGUUAAUGUUCCUACACGAUUUGUAUUCUUGUUGCUGGGACCGCUCGGUUACGCUGCCAGAUUUCAUGAGAUCGGACGGGCUAUGGGUGCUCUUUGCUCUGAUGAAGUAUUUCAACAGUGUCUCUAUCGAGCAAAGAAUAAGAAAGAAAUUAUUGAUGGCCUUGAUGAAUUCCUCGGGGAAGUAACUGUAUUGCCGCCUGGAGAAUGGGAUCCGCAGAUUCGGAUUGAGCCUCCCAAAAAGCUCCCAUCUCAGCCAAAUCGAAAACGGUCUGCUGAAGGGUCACUUGCCGUAUCGUCGCCUGUAGAAGAAAAGAAAGAGGAAGUUCAGGUCACUCGGACAGGAAGAUUCUUUGGUGGAUUAGUGGAAGAUAUUAAACGAAAAUCGCGUUUUUAUGCCAGUGAUUUUCGCGAUGGCAUUGCUUUACAAAGCAUCGCAGCCACAAUAUUUUUGUACUUCGCAACCCUUACGCCGGUUGUGGCCUUUGGAGCCGUGCUGGGAAUGCGUACCGGAAAUGAUAUGGCUGCCAUGGAAAGCUUAUUAUCCGCGGCUAUUGUUGGUAUACUUUGGGCGUUCUUUUCCGGACAACCGUUGAUCAUUAUGGGUAGUACCGGACCUGUGCUCAUUUUCGAGACAAUCGUCACUAAAACUUGCGCGUCGUACGACUUGGACUACUUGGCUGUUCGAUUUUGGAUCGGAAUGUGGACGGGACUGUUUCUUUUAAUUAUGGUGGCCACCGAUGCCUCUUAUUUGGUGCGCUACAUAACUCGCUUUACCGAAGAGGGAUUUGCCGCACUUAUAUCAUUUAUUUUCAUCGUGGAAUCCUUUGAGAAUCUCAUCGCCGUGCGGAAGACUAGGAAUGUUUGUACGUAUCCACUAGCGUGCCCGGCAGUGUACGAGGAAUGUUGGUGCAAUAUGACGCAAGGAUUAAGCAAAAUCGGAGAGGAUGGAUUGGAUAGGCGUAACUGCAAAGUUAAUAACGGGACGUUAACUGGAUCUGGAUGCUCAUAUGUGCCCGAUGUCCUUUUCCUGUCUGUGAUAUUAUUUUUUGGAACGUUUGUACUGGCCAACAAGUUGAAGGCAUUUCGAAGUGAACCAUACUUUCCAACAAAGGUGCGACAAAUUGUUAGUGACUUCAGCGUGACACUGGCCAUUAUCCUAAUGUCCCUGGUGGAUUUCAUUUUGGGCUUGGACACCCCUAAAUUAAUUGUGCCAUCCGGUUUGACGCCGACGAAUCAGGAGCGUUCCUGGCUGGUGCAUCCAUUCGGGCGGAACCCCUACUGGACCAGUGUGGCGGCCAUCAUACCGGCGAUUUUUGCUGUGAUAUUGAUUUUUAUGGAUCAACAAAUAACCGCCGUUAUUGUCAAUCGUCCGGAGAAUAAGCUCAAAAAGGGAUGUGGUUAUCAUUUGGAUCUGUUGGUGUUGACGGUGUCGGUCGUUUUCUGUGCGGUUAUGGGAUUGCCGUGGAUGGUAGCGGCCACAGUGUUGUCGAUCAAUCAUGUCAGCAGUUUGAAGCAAGAGUCGGAUGUCAAAGUGCCAGGAGAAGCUACACAGUUCGAAAGUGUCCGAGAGAAUCGCUUAACAACACUUUGUAUUUAUCUCUUUAUUGGCGCAUCAGUAUUCAUGACCCCUUUAUUAUCGAGGAUCCCGAUGCCAGUAUUAUACGGUGUCUUUCUGUUUAUGGGCGUAUCCGCGCUAGGUGGACUUCAGUUUGUGGAUCGUUUGGUACUGCUAUUGAUGCCGAUGAAAUAUCAGCCCGACUACGCUUAUCUUCGUCAUGUGCCAAUUAAGCGGAUUCACUUGUUCACCUUUAUUCAAACAGUCUGCUUGGCGCUUUUGUGGGUAUUAAAGAGCUUCGACGAGUCUGCAAUAUUGUUUCCUUUAAUGGUGUUGGCUCUUGUGGGAGUUCGGAAGCUGAUGGAUUUCGUGUUUCGUCAAAAGGAAUUGGUAUUGCUGGAUGAUAUUAUGCCGGAAAUAACGCGAAGAAAGAAAGAAGACGCCCAGAAGGUGCUGGAGGAAGUCGAGCACAAACCCGGCCUAACGGAAUCGGAAUCAACUGGUCACGUGUCGGUACCUUUGCCUAAUGGGCAUAUUAUGAAGAUUCCCGUGUCUAUCCCGGAGGAGGCCAAUGAACGCUCUCGUCCGACAUCUCCGGCAUCACCAGAAACCCCUGGUGGAAAAAGAGAAGAGAAAAGUCCCUCGCAAUCAAAAAGGUGGUCACGUUCCGAUAAAAAGAAAGAUCCACAUGUUGAGCAAGCACUGUUAGGGACAUCGAAAAAAUCAAUUUUCUCACGGGCCGCAAAGCAUGUGCAGAUUUCGGAAGAAAACGAAGAAGCUUCUCAGCAUCCGGCAUUUCCAGUGAUUACUAUUUGCCCGGCUACACCACGCGGUUCUCGCUCCUCGAAUCUGGAUAAAGAGGCUUAACGAUGAUUUUUUCUCUGUAUCGAUUUUGAAAAGGAUCUGUAUUAAUUUUUGUGAUUUUGAUGAGUUUUUAAUUUUUUGGUUGAGACUUAGCCAAGGUUAUCGGCAAUACGUUUACAUUUUAAAGUGUUAUCUUUUCGGUUUACAGAAGUACGAAUAAACUGUCGAAAAUUCA